UGAUUUUUGUAAGUCGGAUGGUGAGAGAGAUAAGGUCUUUGUUCUCCAAAGCAUUAAAAGAAAACCGAGUAAACCUCACUGGAAGUGACUUAGUUCGCAACUCCCAAGGUCUCUUUCGAAGAAUCGAAAACGAAGGAAAAGCAGUUGCAUUUAAAAACCCAACGUCUCUAGUUAAUAAUUUCAAACAAAGUUUGCCUCUUUGCUCCUUUUUUUGGGUUUUUUUUAUGUGACGUUUGGAAGUUUUUUUCUUAAAUGGAUCCACCAGCAAUAAUGAGUGAUGACGGGUACAAUAUAUCGGAGAUCUGGCAGUAUCACGUAAGUUCAGGUCAAUUUGGGAACGUGUCGGGUCAUUUCGUAGACCCGAAUCGAGAGUUAUCGGGUAAUGAUCCGGUGGACCUGGAGCAGCGGCGGCAGAGAGGAGUUGGUGUGAGGCGGAGGCGUGAUGGGGAAGAUGGGUCGGCUAAGAUUGUCUCCACCGGUAGUGGCAACGGCGUGAAAAUUGAUGAUGGGAAAAAACUUAAAGCAUCAGGCUGUAGAGACGAGCACGAUGAUUCUAAACUCAAAGUAGAACCCAGUUCAGGCAAGCUAGUGGAAGUGGAACAGAAUGCUCAACCACCAGAGCCACCUAAGAAAGAUUACAUCCAUGUCCGUGCUAGAAGGGGUCAAGCUACUGAUAGUCACAGUUUAGCAGAAAGGGCUAGGAGAGAAAAGAUUAGUGAAAGAAUGAAAAUUCUUCAGGAUCUGGUCCCUGGUUGUAAUAAGGUUAUUGGCAAGGCUCUUGUCCUUGAUGAGAUAAUUAAUUACAUCCAAUCACUACAACUUCAGGUCGAGUUCUUGUCAAUGAAGCUUGAAGCAGUCAAUUCAAGAAUGAACCCUGCCAUUGAAGUAUUCCCUCUUAAAGAUUAUGGACAACAAACGCUUGAUACGACUGGGAUGGCAUUUGGUUCGCAAGGAACAAGGGAAUUCAGUCGCGGUACAUCACCAGAGUGGUUGCAUAUUCGCGGUGGUUUUGAAAGAACAACGUAAUCUCGAAAAUUCCUUGUCAAGCAGCAAUAAUAACAUUCAUUUCCAAUGUAUAUUGCAUCUCGGUAUACCGAAGAGAGUAUACUUUCUUUCCCAGGACAUGAGGCUUCCAGCCGGCAUUGCUGUCUUAAAGAAGGCUAAAGUUAGUACCUGAACAUCUUCGUUGUUGUGUUUCAGAGAAUGUGUCCUUUUACAUCAUCUAUUGUUUUAUCAGGCUUUACAGCCUUCUCUGUACUAAUACCUGAACAGAAUCUCGUAGAAUCGUAAUUGUUGUUGUACAAGAAAGCUGCUUUGUUCAGAAUUACAGAUGCUUACAUGUUGUGUCAA
Messenger RNA from Hibiscus syriacus, 1350 nucleotides. RefSeq names its product transcription factor BHLH089-like. Gene Ontology annotation, biological process: regulation of DNA-templated transcription. The transcript has 6 exons. The record is from RefSeq and is a predicted model, not a curated record. Lineage: Eukaryota; Viridiplantae; Streptophyta; Magnoliopsida; Malvales; Malvaceae. Bases 253 to 1026 code for a protein of 257 amino acids. Gene Ontology annotation, cellular component: nucleus. Gene Ontology annotation, molecular function: DNA-binding transcription factor activity; protein dimerization activity.